AAUUACAAUAGUAUUAACUUUUUGUUGCAGUCAGCACAUUUAAUUUAUUAAGAUAUUUACACUAGUUAAUAAAAACACGGGGCUUGUGCACACGCCGCGUUUCUUGUGAUAUUGAGGUUUGAAUUAAUGCAUUUUCAGGGCUGAAUGCUUUUUAUUGUUGGACAAACCACAGGCAAGCAAGGACACCAGGCGAUAUGGCAGGAAAAGGAAAAUGUCGGGCAUUGGCGACUGGCGACUGGCGACUGGCAACAAUGCCAACACAUUUCACACAAAUAUAAAUAUUUGCCUUUGCCACAUGGAGGCGACAGAGAAACCGAAACAAGCUGCCUGCCAGACAGACACCCUCAUGAAUUUCGCAAGCGAAUCGCACAUGCUGCGAGGCUGCGAGGUUGCGAGAGGGUGGAGCUGGCACAAUCGAACCCCGUUGCCGGCUCUGGCUGCUUUUGCUCGAGCAGUGGGAAGUCGUACAAUUAAUAUGUUUACCCGGCGUAUGCUUUAUCCCAACUUUAAAGCGUUUCUAGAGAUUUGGAUUUGAGUCUAGAUCGAUUCAAC
Molecule: messenger RNA, 552 nt
Organism: Drosophila navojoa
Lineage: Eukaryota; Metazoa; Arthropoda; Insecta; Diptera; Drosophilidae
Source: RefSeq, a predicted model, not a curated record